Messenger RNA from Chiloscyllium plagiosum (whitespotted bambooshark), 698 nucleotides. Lineage: Eukaryota; Metazoa; Chordata; Chondrichthyes; Orectolobiformes; Hemiscylliidae. The record is from RefSeq and is a predicted model, not a curated record.
UGCCCUGUUGGCAUGGAUUACUGGUUCAUGGGUCCCAGAUGUGACCACAGGAUGACUCGGCAGAGCUUGAUUGGAAUAGUGUUUGGUGUCAUACUCAGUGUCCUGUUGGUCAUGACAGCUGUUGCAGUCGUCGUCCUGAGGAGGUUCAAGAUCUUGUUGAUUGAAGCUAAAAUCGAUCAGACAAAGAGCAGUUACAAGCGCUUCAGUCAGUUUGAUGAUUUCUCCAGUCAAUACCACUCACAGUCCUGGCUCAACUACUCAGUCAGUUCUUUGAACAAUCCUGGCUUCAGUAAUUCUGAUGAACUAGUCCACCUGCAGAUGUUGGACAGCAGUUACCAUUCUUGUCAUGAGGAGUCUCUGACUGGUAUCUACAGCAGCUGGAGGACAACUCCACAUGGUCACUUCAGGCACAGUUUACAAAACAAUUUGGACAUCAGUAUCAACAGCAUCAAUGAGCUUGCUGGGGACUCUGGGAAAGACAGUGAUUUAUCCAUUUACAGCUGGCCUACAGAUCCUCUCCAGUGGUCACCCUUUCCAAUCUUGUACCAGCUGAGCAGGGACAAGCCUUUUACAGCUCAGAGACCUCGUUCAUACUGUGAAGGAAUGGAACUAGUAAGCUUGGAAAAAAACUGGACAGCAUGAAAACAUGAGAAAGUCAUCCUUUUCCUGAAGGUCAGGAACGUUUUCCUCUACUUGGA